Messenger RNA from Yamadazyma jaroonii, 621 nucleotides. NCBI's taxonomy places the organism in Eukaryota, Fungi, Ascomycota, Pichiomycetes, Serinales, Debaryomycetaceae. The record is from the annotation of a GenBank genome assembly.
AUGAGCUUACCUUGUCCAUCGUUUAAAGUCGUCAUUUUAGGGGACUCUUCAGUGGGAAAGACCUCCCUUGUUCACAGGUUCACAACUAGUGAGUUCGAUAAUCAAUUAUCCAGUACCAUUGGUGCUGCUUUUAUCACCAAAGAAUUGGAAUCCUCCGAUAAGUCUAAACGGAUAAAUCUAGAGAUAUGGGAUACCGCAGGACAAGAACGAUAUAAAUCACUUACCCCCAUGUAUUACCGAAACUCCAAGGUAGCUUUAGUGUGCUACGACCUUCACAAUCCAUCCACGUUUGAUAAAGCCCUUUAUUGGAUAGAUCAAUUGAAACUAAACAAUGAGACCAAUAGUGAGAUCAAAAUUUAUUUGAUAGGAACCAAGAGUGAUCUUGUAACCAGUGCUACGGGUCCACCAGUGACUCCUACGGUACCAGGGGUGGCAGACUUCUUGGAAAUGAACAGCGGAAUCAAACAUUUCCAUACCAGUGCCAAAAGUGGUGAAGGAAUCCACGACAUUUUUCAGGACAUAAUCAAUGAUAUCCCUCCAGAUUUCUUUGAAAGGCAUUAUGAGAGUUUAAAGGAUAAGGUGGUGCUAAACAGACAAUUCCAGGGGAAGUCAUGUUGUUAG